Conger conger (European conger) is the source of this 2723-nucleotide messenger RNA. RefSeq names its product ataxin 7-like 2b (gene atxn7l2b). The record is from RefSeq and is a predicted model, not a curated record. NCBI's taxonomy places the organism in Eukaryota, Metazoa, Chordata, Actinopteri, Anguilliformes, Congridae. The transcript is spliced from 10 exons. Bases 239 to 2410 code for a protein of 723 amino acids.
CGCGUGAAAAAAAUAUUGAAAGAAUUAAAUGUCAGUGUGCUUGCAUUGCAAAUAUUUGUCAGUUCAACUGAUGGCUAUUUGUGGUUUUAUUUGGAAAAAGUAAUCAGAACUUAUAUGGGACCCGUGUGACUUGCCUCGCUGUCCAUUUCUAGCGGAAUUAGUUGGACGAAAAGUGUGCCGCUAGCUGUCUCGCUAGUGUAAGUAAGGCUGUGUAGACGGGUGCCAGAGGAGGAGCUCAAUGGCUUACUUCGCAGGGUGUGAAGUGGAGGAAUGUAGCAAGAAUGGAAAAAGAAAGGUGGAAACAAUGACUCUCAGGAAAGAGGACAUGUCUAUCUUCGGCCACUGCCCGGCGCACGACGAGUUCUGCCUGGUGGUGUGUGGUCACUGCGGGCAGGUGGUGAAGCCGCAGGCGUUCGAGAGGCACUGCGAGGCCCGGCACGGCCCCCUGGGUAAACUCUGCGGCCGGCUCCACCCCUCCCCCUCUGCCGGGGCUCAGAAGCCCCGCCCCGGACACGCCCCUCCCCGCCCCGGCCACGCCCCGCCCCGCCCUGCCCGCGACAGCCGGCCCCAGGGCACGGGGCCCCCCCGGGUCCCCCCGCAGCCCCCCCUGCCCCUGGGGCAGCACCGGCCCGCCAGACCACUGAAGGAGGGAGCUGGCUGUUCACCCACGGAGGAGCUCUCUCAGACCCCGCCCCCUCCGGACUCCCCUCCGUACUCGAUGUCUCCUGGCAACCGGGGGCCCCAGCGGCCCCCCCACCGCACCGGCCCCUCCCCCUCUGAGAAGCCCCUCCCUCGGCGGGGGGAGCUGGGCCGGCCUCCAGACUCCAGCAGCACCCUCCGCGCCCCCAGAACCUACAGCAAAACCUACAAGAAAGUGCCCAAGAAAGAGUGCAACCUGGACAAGCACUGUGGUGUUCUGGACCUGGAGAGGAGGAAGCUCUGUACCAGGCUGCUCACCUGCAAUAUACAUUCCAUCCACCAGCGUCGGCAGGUAGCUGGCAGAAGCCGGAACUUCGACCAGCUGGUGGCCGAGCUGAAGAUGAGCUCCAGGGCUCGGGAGCGGGCGGGCCAGGUCAGGGAGGGGGCUGAGGUGGGGUCGCCCAGCCCCGAGCCCCCCGGGGGCCAAACAGGGUCCCCGGCAUGCAGACGGAGACUGGCCAACUGCACAGUGCCCAGGUCCAGGACCCCCUCGGGGAGCGGUGCGGAAGAGGGGGAGCACUGGGAGGAGGAGCCCCCACACCCCUCCGCCCCCAGCCGGCUGUCCAGUGAGGAGAGCGAGGGGGAGGGGCAGGAGGAGCCCCCGGACGUCCCCUUCACCUCCUGGCACCCGAAACCACUCGCGCUGUGUUCGUUCGGCAGUCAUGCUCUGGGCCGCAGUGUCUUCACCUUCGACCGUCGGCUGCACCACCUGCGGUCGGCCCUGAACACCAUGGUGGAGCAUCACCUCAGCGCUCACCUGUGGAAAAAAAUACCUCAAGCUGCAGACCUCCAGUCUACGCUCCCUAGCCUCACCUCUCCGCACUACAACUCCCAGCAUUCCACGGGCGGCACCACAAGAGGGGCGGGGCUUCCCGGUGCCGCCUCCUCCCUCAGGACUUGCGCUUCUUCCUCUUCCUCCUCUUCCUCGCUCGGGGUGGGGAGGGGGGGGCGGCCUUCAAACUCCUCCCCCAGCCCGGGCUCCGCCUGCAGGGUGUCGGAGGGCAAGGGCGGGGGCCAGCCAAUCACCGCGCCCCUCCAAACCACCGCGCCCUCGCCCUCCCCCUCGGGCGAGGCCCGGCCGCGUAACCCCGUGGGCCGUCCCAGCAAGCAGCAGACCCGUUUGCGGGAGGCCGAACGCCGCUCCCCUCCCACGCCCUCCAAGAGGAGGAAACCGCCCCCAGAAGACCACUCCACCUCCCCAUCCCCCUCCCCCUCCCCCUCCCGAGACAGGAACUGCUCCGGCCACGAAAGGGGCCGGCCCCCAGGCUUCUCCAGGACCACGCCCUCCCCCCACGGACCAAUCAACGGCGCCCUUUCGCCCGGGAGCAAGCCGCCACGCCCCAAACCCCCCUCACCAGAGCCCCGCCUACCCUCCCCCGGGCUCUCCAAGUGGCCCCUCCCCCACGGACACGCUCAGGCCCCGCCCCCCGGCCACGCCCAGUCGCCGCCCCCCGACCCCUCGUCACGGGGCCGCGGCGGGGGCCCGGGGCCCCACAGGAAGGCCGUCAGCUACGACCACAAGGGCCUGGGGAAGAAGCGCAAGAGCAGCUGCCCCCCGCCCCUGGCCCCCCCGCGCCCCUCCAAGCUCCCCCGCCUGUCGGCCGCCUCCCAUUCCGGAUUCUUCUCCUGGAAGAAGGACGGCAAAGCGGGCGGCGUCCCCGCAGGGCUGGGGAAGGGCCUCGGCACACAGAAGCCAAAACUGCAUCACUGAGAGUGCCUGCCUUAUUACCACCGGGAGAAGAAGCCUCUGGCAGUCUGUCCAUCAGACAGGAACCUUACAAGUGUGUGUGUUCUGCACCUGUGUGCUGACAUCAGUAGGAGUGUGUGUAUGCGUGUAUGCGUAUGUGUGUAUGUAUGUGUGUGUGUACAUGCGUGGGUGAGAGAUAAUGAGUACAGAGAGUGAAUGAAUAAAUGAAUUACCUGUGUAUAAAUAUAGAAAUACCUCAAGACCUACCUGUUAUGCUGCUAAACAGAUGAAUAUGUUGAUAUAUGGAAAAACGGAUUAAAUAUCCAUAUCACUUGAA